GCAGAGCCAGUAGGAGCACAGUGUGUUUUUGUCCCUCACUGUCUUGCUCUUCUCCCUCUUUUAACAACACCUCGCCUUGAAGACAGCUUCCUCUGCUUGGAUUGUCACCAACUCAACACCAUGCUGCUCCGGACUGUGCUUCUGCUCACCUUAUGUGUGUCCACAGGCAUGUGUGCCACUUUAGGCCACUACCUGGUUCAAGUCAAGGAGGAGGAGGCUCUUGCUGUGGAGUCUGUCACUCAUGGGGUUGUGGAAGCUGCAUCUGUAAGCACAGCUGAAGAUGUAGCUCAUUCAGAUCCAAAAGAAGAUGAUCCACCUGCAGAGGAAGAACAUGUAGCUCCUUCAGAUCCCAAAGAAGAGGAUCCACCUGUGAAAAAGGAAGAUGUAGCUCCUGCAGAUCCUGAAGAAGAUGAUUCACCUGCGAAUGAAGAACUUGUAGCUCUGGCAGAUCCCAAAGAAGAUGAUUCACCUGCGAAUGAAGAACUUGUAGCUCUGGCAGAUCCCAAAGAAGAUGAUUCACCUGCGGAAGAGGAACAUGUAGCUCUGGCAGAUCCCAAAGAAGAGGAUCAAUCUACGAAUGAGGAACAUGUAGCUCCUGCAGAUCCAAAAGCUGAUGAUCCACAGGUGGAUGAGGAACCUGAAGCAAAUACCAAUGUUGGGGACAACCCAGCAGCUGGGGAACCAGAAGUGGAUGUCCCUGAAGCAGAUGGUGCAGCAGCAGAAGAGCCAGAGACAGGCAGUGAUGAGGCUGCUCGAGACGCCCCUGCUGUGGAAACUCUUACUGAAGAUGAAGGUGAAGCAGUCCCCCAAGAUCCAACUUCUCCUCCUGAGGCAGAGGAGGACAACAACAUCAAACCAGUCCAGACAGAGCCGUCCCAGACCGCAGAAGAAGAAGAAGAAGAAAAAGAAGAAGAAGAAAACAGCUGGGGCUUCAACUCAAUUAGAAACAGUUUUCAGUCUAUGCAUGGAUACUUCAGCUCCCUGGUGGAGCUUGCGGGGGGACGCGAUGGUGUGUGUCAGUACCGCUGCAAAUAUGGAGGGAUUCCUAAACCUCGCCCCGGCUACCAGCUCCCAGAGCCCAACGGCUGCAGCUCCUCUCUGGUUGGAUUCCAGGUGAAUGACGCUCUUGACCUGGGGAUCCCUGCUAUGACAAAGUGCUGUGACAAACUGGACAUGUGCUAUGACACUUGCGGGGCAAGCAAAAACGACUGUGAUUCUGAGUUUCGCCUGUGUGUGCAUGGCAUCUGCUCCGACUUAAAGAAGAGUCUGGGCUUUGUGUCCAAGGUCCAAGCCUGUGAAUCAAUGGCAGACGCCCUGCACAGCACAGUGGGGACUCUGGGAUGCAGGCCUUACAUGAACAGCCAGAGGGCGGCGUGUGUCUGCGAGGGAGAGGAGAGGGAUGAACUGUGACACAGAACACUGUGGACAAAAUCCCUGGAUGUUUUCAUGGAUAAAUAACAGAGUCACAGAUUAUACCGUGUAUUUAUAAGCUUCUUCUUGUCAAACAAAAAGAUACUUCACAAGAACUUUCUCAAGAUUCAUUGCCUGGGACUUCAGAAAGGAAAAGCAGACAUAAAUGGUGAAUUCAAAUGAACAGUUUUUUACAGGUUUUAUUCAUAAGCAGUACUGACAUAUAUUAGGUGUCUGAAUAUGACUUUCCAAAUCGUAAUUACCUGCGUAUACUCUACAUACUCCAUUUCAAAUUAGGCCAUUUUUAGGCCUCCAUGACUCCAUUACCAUAAAUUACUAUGAUGACUCCAAACAAAGUGCCCGAUGGGAAGGAUAUUGUCGUUGGAUUAAUUUCCUCUAGAUGGAAAGACACGAUCUAUCAACUAUGACGCAAUGUUGCAUGCUGCUAUUCAUCAGGAUAGUCUGCUCAAUGCAUAAGUCAGUGUCAAGUGAAUGUAAAGCUUAUUACAGCUGGUGUUUUUUAAAUUUAAGUUAUUUGCUAGUGUUUUUUUUAAUGAAUGAAUACAUGACUAAUUGCAGUUUAACUGACAUGAUUAGCUCUGAAUUAAUUGUCAGCGAUGAAGCGUAUGCAUCAUUUUCAGGCUCGGCACACUGAUAUCUCUUUCCCACCACACUGGCACAAAUUAGUCAGAAUACAUCUAUGGGUGUUGCUCAUGAUUUUUUUCAGUGAUGGUGUGAAAAUAUAAACCACUUCUAUAAAUAAGUCCUUAAGCUGUAAUCAAGCCUGAGAAAUGCUUGAAAAUGUGACCUAGAAAAACAUCCUUCAUGCCGCAGUUGGUACAAAUAAACUGUGGCCCCUCAGAACGAGUUCUAAUAGAAAUGUCAUUCACUUGUGGCAAAGUGGCAGGGACACACAAACUUGGUUGUAAUACACAGACAUCAAGUGAUUUAGCAAUGUAACUUUCACUGGAACUAGGGAUAAACUAGAGUGUAUAUACUGUACAUCUGCAUGUAUAUGUGUAUUUAAAUACCAAUUAAAUGGUCAGUUCAUCUCCUUUAAAGUUAA
Messenger RNA from Eleginops maclovinus (Patagonian blennie), 2476 nucleotides. It is a transcript of the gene pla2g12b, whose product is annotated as phospholipase A2, group XIIB. Gene Ontology annotation, molecular function: calcium ion binding; A2-type glycerophospholipase activity. Bases 121 to 1410 code for a protein of 429 amino acids. The record is from RefSeq and is a predicted model, not a curated record. The transcript is spliced from 4 exons. NCBI's taxonomy places the organism in Eukaryota, Metazoa, Chordata, Actinopteri, Perciformes, Eleginopidae. Gene Ontology annotation, cellular component: extracellular region. Gene Ontology annotation, biological process: arachidonate secretion; cholesterol homeostasis; triglyceride homeostasis.